AUGGGACGCCAGCACCAACAUCGCAAAGGGGUUGCGACCAAGGGUGACAAGGACAAGAAGCAGAUCAAGAGGGACACCAUUCCCAAGUAUGCCCUGUUUCCGAAACAGUGCCUCGCGGCCUACCCCGACCCCGAGGGGAACCCUGUCUACGUCGGUGACAAGGAAGAUGCGAAGGAGCUCUUUGACCCCGCAAAUCUGCUUGCGACCCGCUCGCAGAAAAAUGCGGAGAUGCUGGCCCGACCUGGCUGGGGGCUUUCCUUUGCCGCUUCGGCGGCCAAUCACUGCGUGAGGGAGCUGGUGAGGCAGACGCACAAGCCCAAGAAGACGUCGGCCGUCCAAUUUGCGACCUUGCUGGAGCAGCCUCGUGGAAAAGCCUUUCAAGAAGCAGUUGCUACCUUGGACAUUGGGAAAGACGGCAGCGCGCCGCGCAAGGCGGUCGCCAAGGCCAUGAAAAGCUACCUCGGCUUCCUUCAGGAUGGCGGCGAGGAGUUGCAAAAUGCCUUGGUUGGCCUGGCAACCGAAAGCGGCCGCUUGUAUUUGGGAGCGAUGCAUCUGUUGGAACAAAGAGCUUUCGUUUUGAAGCCGAAAGCAUGGGCCAAGAAAUUGCAGCGAUCCAACCGCGUUGACGCUGCGUUCAAGAGCUGGCUGGCCGAAGCAGACAAUGUAUCCAAACUCGAGGAUGCUCUUGUCGAUGUCUUCCUGAGCAAGAUGAAAGCUUCCAAGGCCGCCACACAGAAGUGGCAAGGAAGGCAUGCCAAGGUUUCCUCCAACGCUGCAUCUGGAAGUUCGCAGCAGUCCUCCGUCUCCUCGAGCAGCGCGAGCGCCCACGAUGCGAAGUCCGAGGAGCCGCGCCAGCGCAGAAAGCGGUGCCGCAAGCAUGCUCGUGCAGACAAGAAGCGCCGAUCCUCCUCUCCUGCUUCCGAGCGACCCCCGGCAGCAGCUGCUUUCACCCUCGGCUCCAGCGACCAGGAGUCGGAGCCGCCCACCAAUCCCAUGGCGGACUGGGCCAAGGCCGACGUCCAGGUUUUCCUUCGUAGCCUGGAUGGGUUGCACGCAGGAAAGAAGAAUCCAAAACGCGCUGCCCAGAAGCUGACCCUUGCUGACUUGGUGGGCCUCUUCGACACUGUGCCCCAGGACAUCUUGGAGGCCUACGGUCUUGCGUCGGCCCUCACGAAGCUUAAGCAGAUGGAGCGGCUACCGAAGCAGAACAAGCUCGCUGAGCUCCUCGGCUGUCUGGAUCGGCUUGCUGCGGAAGCCAAGAACAUACAUGGUAUUUCCGAGUCGCUGAGUUCCAUCAAGAUUCGUCGCAUUGCUGGUGUGACGGACGCGGGUGCCGCGAUCAUUCGGGACGACGACUUGUACGACGAGGUCGUGCUGGAGCACAGCGACGAGACCUUGCAGGAUGUGCUUCUUCGCUUCUUCCAAGCUCAAAGCUCCAUGGGCGAGAUCCAGAACUGGAACGUGAAGCGCCUCGCCGAGAAUGACAAGUGCGAGGACGUGACGAUCGAGGACACCUCGGCAGCCGCCUGCCCAAACGUGCUGCUCAUGCGGAAGGGCGGCUGA
Symbiodinium sp. CCMP2592 is the source of this 1563-nucleotide messenger RNA. Lineage: Eukaryota; Dinophyceae; Suessiales; Symbiodiniaceae. The record is from the annotation of a GenBank genome assembly.